CGCCACACUGCGAGGGGCGUGUCUAAUAUUUUGCCGUGGAGUGGGGGGGGGGGGGGGGCAAAAACACGUCACGAUUGUUUACCGAGUCCGAGUCUCCAGGGGCGACUUGCGCGUCCACAGCGACGCACUCACAUGCACGUGCACGCCCCCGCCCUUAGGGCAAAAGGCAAGCCAGAGUGAGCGAGGGCUGGACCUGCAGGUGUGCGCCUCAUCUUACCUGCACCGGAGGGGGGUCACGCACCGGGAAAACGCGCCUCUCGUGGCCGACCGUUGACGCUCCUCGGCCGGCCGAGUCUCUGCAGAGGAGCCGCUCUGGCACGGAAGAAAGGAAUAGAUUUUUUUAAUUUUUUUUAAUAUAGAGAAGUGUGACGGAGAAUUGGGCUGGGGGGCUCCGGGAGGUGACAUGCCGGUUCAGAUAAAGUACGGUGCGGUACGGACCGGACCCUGAAUCGUGAUGCACUUCAACCGGGGGCUGAAGAGAGCAUGAAGGACACUGGAGAAUCUAAAGAGCAACAACUAACUGUCGCCCUGAGGAUCCGCCCCCUCAGCGAUGGCGAGCAGGAAGAGGCGGCGACCAUCGUGGCCCACCGGCUGGACGACCAGAUGGUGGUCCUGAUGGACCCCAUGGAGGACCCGGACGACGUCCUGCGGGCCAACCGCUCCAGGGAGAAGACGUACGUGUUCGACGUGGCCUUCGACUACCUGGCCAGUCAGGAGGAAGUCUAUCGAGCCACCACCAAGGGCCUGAUUGAGGGCCUCAUUUCAGGCUACAACGCCACCGUCUUCGCCUACGGACCAACGGGUUGUGGGAAGACGUACACGAUGCUGGGGACCGACAAGGAGCCUGGCAUUUACGUCCGCACCUUGAACGAACUCUUCAGAGCCAUCGAGGAGACCAGCGACGACAUGAUGUACAGCGUCUCCAUGUCCUACCUGGAGAUCUACAACGAGGUGAUCCGGGACCUUCUGAACCCGUCCUCGGGCUUCCUGGACCUGAGGGAGGACGCCAAGGGCGUGAUCCAGGUGGCGGGCAUCACUGAGGUGUCCACCAUCAACGCUCAGGAGAUCAUGGAGCUGCUGAUGAAGGGCAACAAGCAGCGCAUGCAGGAGCCCACCGCCGCCAACCAGACGUCGUCGCGCUCGCACGCCGUGCUGCAGGUGGCCGUCAAGCAGCAGAGUCGCUGCCGCGACGUCCUGCAGGAAGUCCGCUUCGCCCGCCUCUUCAUGAUCGACCUGGCCGGCUCGGAGCGAGCAGCACAGACCCAGAACCGGGGUCAGAGGUUAAAAGAGGGCGCCCACAUCAACCGCUCCCUGCUGGCGUUGGGGAACUGCAUCAACGCGCUGAGCGACAAGAACGGCAACAAGUACGUCAACUAUCGAGACAGCAAGCUGACCAGACUCCUGAAGGACGCCCUGGGCGGGAACAGCCGCACCGUCAUGAUCGCCCACAUAAGCCCCGCCUCCGUGGCGUUUGAGGAGUCCCGCAACACGCUGGCGUACGCCGACCGUGCCAAGAGUAUUCGCACGCGGGUGAAAAAGAACCUGAUAAACGUGUCGUACCACAUCGCUCAGUACACCAACAUCAUCUCGGACCUUCGCUGCGAGAUCGAACGGCUCAAGAAGAAGAUCACCGACCAGGCGGCCCGCCAGCACGGCUCCGACAGGGCCGACAUCCGCCACGUCCAGGCGGAGGUCCAGGCCCACUCGUGCAAGCAGAGUCGGGUCGACAUGGACCAGCUGAGGGAGCAGCUCCUGGACGCUUUCCGCCAGCAGAUGGAGAUCCGCAGGAACCUGAUGGCACUGGAGAAUAACAACAUGGAGAUCCAGAUUGACACGUCCAAGCAGCUGCUCACCAUCGCAGACUGGGAGCACGAGCGCAGCCGGCGAAGGAGGAAGUGGCGAGCAGAAAAACGAAAAGAAAGCACGAGUAAAGACGACAGCGAGAAGGACUCCGACUCUCUGGACUCUCCGCCGGACUCCAACGUGACGGAGGAGGUGGCGUUGGCCAGAGAGAACCUGGUGGCUCUAAUGACUCAGCAGAAGAAGCUCCACAAGCAGAAGGCGCAGCUGGAGCGCAAGUUCCUGGAGCUGCGAGACAAGGCCCGCCACUUGGAGGAGCUUCUUCCGCGGAGGGUGAGCUCAGAGGAGCAGCGGGAGAUACUGGGCCUCCUGUGCAAGGUGCACGAGCUGGAGAUCGAGAAUGCGGAGAUGGAGUCGCACGCUCUCCUCAAAGACAACGUGAUCCGGCAGAAGAACUUUGUGGUGAAGCGUUUCGAGAUGCACCGGCACCUCUGCGACGAGAUCAUACAGCAGCAGCGGCAGUUCAUCAACGACCACAGCCUUCUAGUCCCGCCCCAACUACAGGAGCUCUAUGAAAUCUACACCAGAGAGCUGGACGAGAGGAAGCUGGACCGAGCCGUGGCUUUGGACAAGGUGACCACCAGGCACACCAUCAAGGGGGGCUCUCUCCCCAAGAUCGCCCUGCCCGCUCAAAACCGCGAUGCCAUCCAGGAUCUGGACUCGGACCAGGAGAGCGUGCGCAACACGUGCGCGGACGAGCGGCGAGGACAAGCCAAACCUCGCAGGCAUACCCUGCCUCCCAUCCUGCCGGAGCCUGACCAGGACAACAACCGGGUUUUUAAGAACGCCGCUCAGUCCCGACACGUGAAGAACUCUGCGGUAAUGACGCCGCCUCCCAUCCAUAUCAACGGGAAGGGCAACAGAGAGCCGCUCGCACCAGUGAGCUCACUCAGCUACACCCACCUCAACCACAGUGUCAGCAGCCACCUGGACUCAUCGCCUGAAAGCAGCGAGGCGGGUCCUGACGUCCCCCUUUCACGAACCGAGAGGCAGCAGAUCCUCAGGGGGGUCCACAACAUUUCGGUGAAGGCGGCCCGGCGGCGCUCCAAAGCCCGGGAGGCCGAGUCCCUGCGGUUUCCCCCGGCGCCCUCGCCGAUGGAGCCCCCGAAGCGAAAGAGCAGCCUCUUCUCCGGCGAGGCACUCCCUGGUGGUCUGGCCUCGCGGCGCGGCCGACAGCCCAGCCCCGAACUCCGGCACGCCACGUCCGACGACAACCUGUCCAGCAGCACCGGCGAGGGCCCCGGCGUGCGGGCGACGUGGAUGCGGCCCCACAAGACCGGCAGCAAGAACCAAACCCCCCGGGAGGCCGACUUUGAGGCUCGCCGCAAGAAGAGGCGCUCGCGCUCGUUCGAGGUCUCCGGGCAAGCCCUUCCCCAGUCCAAAACAACCACGGCUUCGAGGUUCCGACCUCUGGACAGCACGUCAGACCCCCACCUCCAUGUCAACGGUCAGCCCCAGGUGCCCAUGCUCCGCCCCCAGUAUAGAGGAGUCCCGCCCCUUGCCAAAGUCAGGCCCCCACUCAGCAACCAGCAAGCAGGCGCCCCCUCAGAAGCCCCCACACCGCAGCUGAACAACCUGAAGCGGGUGCCCUUCCUGCGGCAGCCCCAGCCGCCCCUCCACGUGGCCUCCAACGGGGGCCAGCGCCCACGCAGACAUUGAGGUGUGCUUUGGACGCUGGCAAUACAAAAGACAUACAAGAUGGUGGAGCCAUGAUGACGCCAAAGUGCUAACCAAAAUAUCUGCGAUGAUUGUGCACGUCUUGGGACAAGAAGUUUAAUGUCUUCUCCCAAGUGGGGAUGUGCCUACAGCAUGUCAUCCUCCCCUUGGGGGCGUACAUUUUUUCUCACGCCCCCCUGAAGAUGUAUUUUUUUUCCUCAGGCACCACCAUGGGAACAUACAUUUUCUCUUAUGUGCCCCUUCAAGAUAUAAUUUUUUUUCUCAUGCACCCCAUUGUAGACGUAAUUUUCUCUCACGCCCCCCUCGGGGACAUAAUUUAUUUCUAUUUUUUUCACGCCCUUUCUUGGGUACAUACAUUUCCUCUCACGUUCUCCUCCGAGACAUACAUUUUUUGUCACGUACCCCAUUGUAGACGUAAUUUUUCUCUCACGCCCCCCUCGGGGACAUCAUUUAUUUUUUUCUAUUUUUUUCACGCCCUCUCACGUUCUCCUUCGAGACAUACAUUUUUUGUCACGUACCCCAUUGUAGACGUAAUUUUUCUCUCACGCCCCCCUCGGGGACAUCAUUUAUUUAUUUCUAUUUUUUUCACACCCUUCCUUGGGAACAAUCAUUUCCUCUCACGUUCCCCUUCGAGACAUACAUUUUUUGUCACGUACCCCAUUGUAGACGUAAUUUUUCUCUCACGCCCCCCUCGGAGACAUCAUUUAUUUAUUUCUAUUUUUUUCACGCCCUUCCUUGGGAACAUACAUUUCCUCUCACGUUCUCCUUCGAGACAUACAUUUUUUGUCACGUACCCCAUUGUAGACGUCAUUUUUCUCUCACGCCCCCCUA
Entelurus aequoreus (snake pipefish) is the source of this 4368-nucleotide messenger RNA. RefSeq names its product kinesin family member 19 (gene kif19). The record is from RefSeq and is a predicted model, not a curated record. NCBI's taxonomy places the organism in Eukaryota, Metazoa, Chordata, Actinopteri, Syngnathiformes, Syngnathidae. Gene Ontology annotation, molecular function: ATP binding; microtubule binding; microtubule motor activity. Gene Ontology annotation, biological process: microtubule-based movement. The coding region runs from base 484 to 3519 and encodes 1011 amino acids. The transcript has 20 exons.